CGCGUCCCACCCACGUCCGCACUUCGCAGAGGCCACGAUGGGCGAUGGCCACUGACUUCUGGGUCAGCUCGCACUGUACGAGAUGGAACGUGGACAGGGCCACGCUCAGGCAGGCGCGUGCGGAGGACAUCCAGUACGUCGACCAUCCUGAGCACCUCGACUUUCUCGCCAUAUUCUUCGCCAGCCUCAUUACAAAGCUAGGCAAGAAACUCUCCCUCAGACAGCGCGUAGUCGCGACCGCGACCGUCUUCUUCCGGCGAUUCUACCUCAAGAACGCGUACUGCGACACCGACCCGUUCAUCGUCAUCGCCGCGUGCUGCUACGUCGCCGCGAAGGCAGAGGAGUCCCCCGUGCACAUCAAGAACGUCGUCUCCGAGGCGCGCAGCCUCUUCAGCAGGUAUGGCAUCAAGACGUUCCCCUCGGAUAACUCGAAGCUCGCGGAGAUGGAGUUCUACCUAGUGGACGACCUGGAAUGCGACCUCACGGUGUUCCACCCGUACCGUACCCUCAUGACGCUAUGCUGGAAGGAGGGUGGCAGCGGCAUCAGCGACACCGAGGUGGGAGAGCUCGGCGCCGGCAUCGAUGACGGCCCGCGGUACUGGGGUACAGGCGAGGGCAGGCUCGAGAUGCACGAGGGUGCCUUGCAGAAGGCAUGGUUCAUCAUCAACGACACCUACCGCUCCGAGCUGUGCCUCCUCUACCCCCCGCACCUCAUCGCCAUCACCGCGAUAUACAUGGCGUGCGCGUUCCACCAAGAAACGCGGAGCGACAUCGAGAAGCAGACGCAGGCCCUGCCCCAUUCCUCCUCCGGCUCGCAAAGCAGCCAGGGCUCGAUGCGGCGCUCGUCCCGCAUGACGUCGAGCAGCCUCAAGAGGCAGCCGCCGCAGGACAUCGUCGGGUUCCUCGCGGGGCUGAACGUGAACAUGGCGCUCGUCGCGACGAUCGCGCAGGAGGUGGUCUCGCUGUACGCGCUCUGUGAGCGCUACAACGAGGAGGGGACAACGGACUCGACGCGCGCGAGCCUGAAGCGCAGCGCGAGUGGGACGGUCGUGGGCGGGACGCCGGCGAUGAGCAGCAGCCCGAUUGGCACGCCCAUGACCGGAGAUGGGAGGGACCAUGGGCAUGGCGACCAGCGGCCGGAGGUCGUCACGCCUGGAUUCCUCGUCCAAGUGUUUUGGAGGAUGAGGGAAACGAGGAUGGCAGAUUUGAGCGGUGCGCAUGCAGCCCCGGGCAGACCAGUGCCGGUCAACAAAAUGCUGGAACGUGCACAGGCGGCAGGAUAGACUCUUGAGUGUCACACUAUUUACAUUAUGGAAUUAGACUGUUGUAUGGUCACCUGUAGCAUUGGAGGUCACCGGUGUUGGAUGAUAUCUAGGGGUGCAUCUUUGCACUGACACAUCAGGCAACUUCGUUGCAAGUUGGUAGCAUGUCCACAUACAUAGAUCUCAUCGUCAGCAUCAUUCAAGUAACAGGAUACAACCUCAUGGUCGAGAGACAAGAUGUAUGUAAAUCCCACAAUGCACACAUCAGCUACAGGCAGGACUUAUAAAUAUACACUAUUAAU
Fomitopsis serialis is the source of this 1564-nucleotide messenger RNA. Its product is annotated as cyclin-like protein. The coding region runs from base 45 to 1283 and encodes 412 amino acids. Gene Ontology annotation, cellular component: mediator complex; nucleus. Lineage: Eukaryota; Fungi; Basidiomycota; Agaricomycetes; Polyporales; Fomitopsidaceae. Gene Ontology annotation, biological process: positive regulation of transcription by RNA polymerase II. The record is from RefSeq and is a predicted model, not a curated record. The transcript has 5 exons. Gene Ontology annotation, molecular function: cyclin-dependent protein serine/threonine kinase regulator activity.